UCAUGUCAAGCCACCUGGAGAAAGGACUCUUAAGGCGCGCCAACUCAGAGUGCCAGCGCACAAUAGAGACUUCAGUCCCACAGAGAGGCCUUCUGUUAACCUGCUUUGGAGAGGUACGAGACUUUAGCUUUGGAUGGAGAGCAGGAUCAGACCGCUCGCCAUGGCCGGACACGCCACCAGCCCGCUAGGCCUCCCGAUGGCGCCUGCACUCCUGCGCCACCCAUCUCUCUUUCUCCGUGCCUGCAACCCUGCGCUGGAGAGAAGCUACCCGAGGACCCCGAAGUGCGCCCGGUGCAGGAACCACGGUGUAGUCUCGGCGCUGAAGGGCCACAAGCGCUUCUGCCGCUGGAGAGACUGCAUGUGCGCAAAGUGCACUCUGAUCGCGGAGCGGCAGCGGGUGAUGGCUGCGCAGGUGGCACUCAGGAGGCAGCAGGCUCAGGAGGAGAAUGAAGCGCGGGAGAUUAGGCUUCUGUACCCAGGCUCGGGCAUCGGGGGGCAGGCGGGGAUCAGUCAGGGAUCGGCUGUAGGGCGCGGAGUGCCAGCGGCGAGAGGCAACACUCCACCCGCUCCAGGUUUUGACGUAUUUGGCGCUCACCACCAUAAAGAGGAUGACAAAGUGAACAAAUACAGCAUUUACAGUGGGUUUGUGGGUCAGCCACUGUUUGCGUCCCCGAAUGCUCGGGUUCCCUCUCCAAGUGACAGGAAGGAGCUGUCUCCCAGCAAGGACAACAACUCUUCACUUGCCAGUGAUAGUGGAAGUCCAUCACCGCCAUCUGAUCGGCUCUCCGACGCACAGAGUCCACAGAGGUCACUCUCCUCCUCCGAUCCGGAGUCUGGGAGCGAGUCUGAAAAACCCAAAGACUUCCCGAACCUCGACCGUGACCCUGCUGACAUCAUGGCCAAGAUCUUUCCCCAUCAGAAGGGGGACACCCUGGAGUCAAUGGUGAGAACAUGUAAAGGUAACAUUGUGAAAUCCAUUGAGCUGGUCCUGAACUCCAAGGAGACAAAAACUGAUACUGGCAGUCCAUCUCCAUCUCAUUUGCCAAUGUCAGCACUCAAGCCUGCUGUCGGACUGCCGGGAGCGUUCGGUUCUUCAGGGACCAAGUCUGCCUUCUCCCCUCUCCACUUCCAACCGGCCCCCAGUGGGGACAGCCUCUUUGGGCUCAGUCCUCACCUCGGUGUGAGUCCCCUGCAUCUGGCCUACUCCUCUGCCAGCGGUGGUCUGGGUGGGUUUAUGUCACCAUACAUGUCAUCAGGACUGAUGCCACUGUUGACUCUGCAUCCACCAUUGGACUCACAUUCUUUCCCGGGAAUGAUCAGAGACUUUUCCUACAUCCACAGUAAGGAUUCCCUGUGCAGCACAACAGGCAUUUACACACGACUGAACAAAGAAAAAUAAUGAACUUAAAUAAUAUACAUUAUAAAUGUUAUUUUUGUUCAAUUUCUGUUUAAAUCCUGAAUAAUGCAAGUGAAUUCUUACAACUGAGUAAAAUAUUUGCUUUUUACUGUAAAAAGAUUGUAUAGUUUCAUUGAAAUAAAGUUAUCUUGUUUUAUGUUUCUGAAUCUAUCUAUCUAUCUAUCUAUCUAUCUAUCUAUCUAUCUAUCUAUCUAUCUAUCUAUCUAUCUAUCUAUCUAUCUAUCUAUCUAUCUAUCUAUCUAUCUAUCUAUCUAUCUAUCUAUCUAUCUAUCUAUCUAUCUAUCUAUCUAUCUAUCUAUCUAUCUAUCUAUCUAUCUAUCUAUCGUCUUAAUGACUAACUCAAAAAAUUCAAUAUGCAUUGUCUUGCAGCAGUGUUCAUUUGAGCUUUCUCUGAUUUUUUCACAUUGCACAAAGUAGUGCAUAUUGUGAAAUAGAAGGAAAAUGUUAGCAAUUUUCUUCUUUUGCAAUUAAAAACCUGAAAAGUAUGGUAUGCAUUUACAUUCUGCACCAGUCAAUCAAUACUCUGUAGAACUAGCUCUCACUGUAAUUACAGCUGCGAGUGUCUUGGGGGAUGUCUCUAUCAGCUUUGCACAUCUAAAGACUGAAUAACCUCCCCUAUUGGCUCUCUAUUUGACAAAACAGCACAAACUUAGUCAAAAUUGAUGGAGAACAUCUGUGUACAUCAAUUUUCAAGUCUUCCCACAGAUUCUCAAUUGGAUAAAGUUUGGGACUUUACUGGCCCAUUCAAAUACACGAAUGUCUAAAACCUUUCACUGUAGCUCUUACCUCACGUUUAAGGUUGUUGCCCUUCUGGAAGGUGAACAGUGUUUAGUGAGAUGUCCAAAGCUUAUGAUAGUGUUUAAUUAAAAACAUAAAACUUCUGUAAACUUCUCCACCACGUCCUCCCUGACCUGUCUGCUGUGUUAUCUAGUAUUCGUGAAGCUGUUAGUUGGCUGAUAUUCUCUAACAAACUUUUGAUCACAGAACUGCUGGAUGUGUACUGAGAAUAAAUUAUACACAGGGUGACUCUAUUUAGUAUUUCUAACUACAAUAGGUUACACUGGAUUUAUGUUUAAGGGUAUCAGAGUAAAGGGUGCUGAAGUGAAAAGCACCGCACAAUUAUCAUUGUGUAGAACCCACAGAUUUUAUUCGUAAAAAGAUCAGAAAACAUUGCAUUGUUUUCCUUUCUCUUUACAAUUAUGCAUUAAUUUGUGUUGUCCUAUCACAUAAAAUCCCAAUGAAACACUUUCUAGUUUGUGAUUGUGACAGAAUGUAAAAAGUGUGCAUGGCAGCAUAAAAAAUGAAAUAAAUUGUCCAGUUGUGCUGAACUACUGAAAAAAUAU
Molecule: messenger RNA, 2760 nt
Organism: Girardinichthys multiradiatus
Lineage: Eukaryota; Metazoa; Chordata; Actinopteri; Cyprinodontiformes; Goodeidae
Product: doublesex- and mab-3-related transcription factor A1-like
Exons: 2
Coding region: 134-1399 (421 amino acids)
Biological process (GO): sex differentiation; regulation of transcription by RNA polymerase II
Cellular component (GO): nucleus
Molecular function (GO): DNA-binding transcription factor activity, RNA polymerase II-specific; RNA polymerase II cis-regulatory region sequence-specific DNA binding
Source: RefSeq, a predicted model, not a curated record